Strongyloides ratti is the source of this 744-nucleotide messenger RNA. RefSeq lists its product as hypothetical. Lineage: Eukaryota; Metazoa; Nematoda; Chromadorea; Rhabditida; Strongyloididae. The record is from RefSeq and is a predicted model, not a curated record. The transcript has 2 exons. Bases 1 to 744 code for a protein of 247 amino acids.
AUGAGAAUACAAAAAUUAUUUUUUCUUAUUGUUGCUGGUGUUCCAUUAUUAUAUUUUUAUUAUACUUUUUUUAAUUAUUUUUAUAAUAAAAGAUUUGAAAAGAUUGAAAUUUUUAAAAGAAAAAGUUAUGAUAAUUAUAAGGAUUAUAAUAAAAUUGUUGAAGAUAAUAAAAAUUUAAGAAAAAAUAAAUUAUUUGGAAAACAUGAAUAUUUUUCUAAUGAAAAGUUACAUAGUGAAUCAGAAGAAAAUAGACAAACUAGUAAUGAAAAUUUUGAAGAAUUAAAUAAAUAUGAUGAAAGUGACAAAACUGAAAAUUAUUCUGAUAAUGAAAAAAAUUAUGCAUUAAAAAAACCAUCGUUUGAAAAAGAAAAAAGUCAAGAAAAAAAUUUAGAUUCUAAUGAAAUUGAAGAUAUAAAAAAGUAUAAUAAAAAUUACAAAGAUUAUUUAAAAGAAAAGGAAUCUAGUGAGAAUUAUGAUAUGCUAAAACAUUUAUAUAAAGAUGGUGAAUAUAAAAAACACAAAAAAUAUGAUCAAAAUGAGUAUAAAUAUGGUGGAAGUAAAGAAGAUGAAUAUUUUAUGAAUCACGAAACAGAUGAAGAAGAAAAUCAAUCAAAAUACUUGAGAAAAGAAAAGAAAUACAAAAAAAAACAUAGAAAUGUUUUUAAUUUUGGAGACGAUAAGGAUACGGAUAAAAUAAUACGUCUUAAUAAGAAAAAUAAAAAGGAAAAAAAGUGGAAUGAAUAA